AUGCCGAAGAAGCGGAGGUCCAAGGGCAAGUACGCCAUUGACGAUUUGGCAGAGCCCAAGUUGGAGGUUAAUCGUGGCCGUCAAGUUCAGGAUGCGGUUGCCGGCACAUCGGACGACGAGAUUGACGCCUUUCACGCCGCGCGUGAGAAGGUGCUUUUGGGCGACGAUGACGCGAUGCCCAUGGACAGCGAUGACGAUGAGGCCGACCAUGUAAUGGGUCUCAAGGUGCACGACGUCGACUCUGCGGAUGAGGACGAUGACGACGACGACGACGUCGACGACGCGGCGGAUGACGAUGACAUGGACGAUUUUGAUGAUGGCAUCAAUGAACUCUUCCUCAACAGCUUCAAGCCGGAAAAACGCAAAGUGAAGACGGACGACCUCUACGGCGACGACAAGACAAAGGACGAUGAGGAAAUGCAGCAGUCUCUUCAAGGCUGGGGCCGGAGCAAGGACGACUUUUACGAUACCAACUACGUGGACCUUGACUACGGUACCGACUCCCAAGAUGAGGCCGAUGCCGCCGCUGAAGAGGAAGAAGCCCUCAUGCUGCAACGCCGCAAGGCACAGGCGUUGGCGGACGAUGACUUUGUCCCCGCUUCGCUUCAAUCCAAGGUCGAGUCCCUCAAGCCUGCCCGGGCCAAGACCCCCAAGAAGGCCACAAAGGCCCGCUUUGCGGCCGCCCCUGCCGUCGAAGAAGUGCCCCGCGACUUGGAAAGCAUGUCUGUUGAAGAGCGCACCAAGUAUCUGCAACGCACUCGCCCUGAACUUGGCAAGCUCGCUGGUCUUUUUGAUGUCUUGAAAUCAGAAAAGACGCAGCUUUUGGAUCCGUUGAUGUCUCACUUUGAAGAUGAAGACGCGGCUGUCGCUCGUCUGGAGGCUCUGGGUCUGCCUGAGGCCCUGGUCAACUACGUCAGCGAACGUUCGGCCCUUAUCAACGCCUACAUGGCCACGAUUGUCUCCUUUCUCGUGUUGAGCCGCCGUUCGCGCGAGGAGUUGGAGCAUCACCCCGUGGCAGCCUCUCUUCUCCGCUUACAAACGGUGUGGACCGAAGCACACGAGGCGCAUGAGGUGCUCUUGCCGUCUCUCCAAGAGGCGCUCGCAGCCCUGGACGAAGCGACCGAUGCCAUCGACGAGAAUGAAGAAGAAGACGAAGAAGAAGAAGUCGCAGAGGAACCUGCAGCUGUAUUCAAGUCGCGUUCGGGCACCAAACCUGUCACAGCCAAGCCAAAGCGCGGCAAGCUACCAGCUCCGGAAGAUAUUGUCCUUUCUGGAGAUUCUGCUGAUGAGGGCGAUCACGACGACUACUACACGCAAAUGCUGGAAGACAAGCAGCUUAAGAAGCUCGCCAAAACGCUUCCCCAAGAUGAUGGGCGAACGGACGACACGGCUGAGCAGCGCAGCGUCACGUAUCAGAUUAUGAAGAACAAAGGUCUAUUGCCAGCGCGCAAAAAGGAAUAUCGCAACCCCCGCGUUCGACAGCGCAACAAAUUCCAACGCGCACAGAAGCGUCGCAAAGGCCAAGUGCAGGAAGCUGUCACGGAGGUGCCCGUCUACCGAGGCGAGACCCGUGGUAUCAAGCGCACUGUCACCAAAUCUACCAAGCUUUCUUAA
Molecule: messenger RNA, 1614 nt
Organism: Monosiga brevicollis MX1
Lineage: Eukaryota; Choanoflagellata; Craspedida; Salpingoecidae
Exons: 6
Coding region: 1-1614 (537 amino acids)
Biological process (GO): maturation of SSU-rRNA from tricistronic rRNA transcript (SSU-rRNA, 5.8S rRNA, LSU-rRNA)
Cellular component (GO): small-subunit processome; nucleolus
Source: RefSeq, a predicted model, not a curated record